UGUACAGGUCGUCUCGUACUCUGUCCACUGGUUGUACGUUUCCAUCGCUUGUUCAGUUCUUUACGCACCGUCGACGGGUUGAGAGUUUGGUUGAAUUUUGUGCUUCGUUUUGUUUGAAAUAGAAACAGAUAACAGUCGCAGCUAGUGGUCGUAGAUUAUGGAUCGAAAUCACGUUUGGGGAACCUGUAUGAACGGAGAAGUUGAAAUCAUACUUUAUGAUGAUGAGAAAUAUCGCGAGCAGUCGAUGGGUGUGCUGAGAAAGUCUUUUUUCCUGAAUGAAAUGGUUUGCAUCGGGGCCGAAGUUAAUCUGGAUCUGCAGGCUCAGAAGGACUUGGAGCAACUUUGCUUGGAUGUGGGACGCAGUGGGGUAUCGCUGAUUGCGAGACAUGUUUCUAGUGGCGAGAUUGUGGGUGUAUCGUUUAAUGUUCUACAGACCCCAAGCGCCCCGGGUGAUUUGAACUACUUUGAAACGUUUCGCGAUGAGCAUUGCAUCUCGGAGAGCUCGAAAUGUCUCAUGAAUUACAUGAUAACGAUGGAUUCGAAGGUGAACCUGUUCGAAAAAUUCAACAUCGAUUGCCUUCUUGAGAUCAUGUUUCUUGCUACACUACCCGAAUAUGAGGGUAAAGGCAUCGCCUCGAAGCUGGUUAACUGUUCCGUGGACUUCGCGAAGCUCUUGAAAGCCGGACAGGCCACCGAAUAUUUGCCGGAAGAUGAAAGGCACAAGCGUCCAAUGUUGGUGUCGGCGUUGUUCACAUCGAGAAUAUCGCAACGCGUUGGCGCUAAAACUGGCUUCACUCAAAUCAAUGAAGUUCCUUACGACGAAUUCGUUUUCCGUGGCAAAUCAUUCACGGAACGAAUCGGUCCAGCGCAUCCUACAUCGAUUCUAGUGGCUAAAGAUAUUUAAGCGAUUACGAUGAUUGCGGCAAACAACUACACUCCCAUGUGAUGAUAAUUUAAAAGACGUUAUUCAAAUUAUGUUGUGUUCAAAAACCCCAUUUUCAACGAAAGCUUUCACUGUGCAUAUUGAUUUAUAAGAUGUGAGCUACCUAUAGCAAUUGUAAUCCUAUCGUAGGAGGCUGGAAUUGGGGUCAACAAACAAAAUUCGUGAAUUAGCAUAUCGUCGUUAGGCAAGCAGCACGGUUGAUUAAAAAAACUCGUAACGCAGGCCUCUGUACGCAAAUGAUAGCAGCGCUGUUGUUAAAUAAGUGAUAGUGAUAACAAUUGAAAUUCAAAAUCACUCGCAUACGACGUAACACAUAGCGAAUUGUCAAUUAUGUUUAUCAGUUUUAAGUUACACCUGCAAAAUAAAGAUGAUGAUUCUGUUUCAUCUGCAUACAGUCGAACCUGGAGAAGCAAGAAACCUCUAUACGUGAAAAAUGCCUCUUAAAGUGCGAAUGUGAAACUACCGAUAACCGAGAGUCAUUUUCUUGACAAGAAUAAAG
Messenger RNA from Uranotaenia lowii, 1442 nucleotides. RefSeq lists its product as uncharacterized. Gene Ontology annotation, molecular function: N-acetyltransferase activity. Bases 158 to 904 code for a protein of 248 amino acids. Lineage: Eukaryota; Metazoa; Arthropoda; Insecta; Diptera; Culicidae. The record is from RefSeq and is a predicted model, not a curated record. The transcript has 2 exons.